This is a messenger RNA of Condylostylus longicornis, 1310 nucleotides long. RefSeq names its product RNA-binding region-containing protein 3. The coding region runs from base 36 to 1310 and encodes 424 amino acids. The transcript has a single exon. The record is from RefSeq and is a predicted model, not a curated record. Gene Ontology annotation, molecular function: U12 snRNA binding; pre-mRNA intronic binding. Gene Ontology annotation, biological process: mRNA splicing, via spliceosome. Gene Ontology annotation, cellular component: U12-type spliceosomal complex. Lineage: Eukaryota; Metazoa; Arthropoda; Insecta; Diptera; Dolichopodidae.
AAUACUCAGCAAAAAUAGUUAAUGCAAAAAUCGCUAUGGAUUAUGAAACAUUAAUUGUCAAAAAUAUACCAAAAUCUUUAAAACUAGCUGAGUAUUUUAAAAAAAAUCAUAAUGCUAUAGCAGCUCGGUAUUAUGGAAGAGCAAGAGCUGUGGUUCGCUUUAAUAAUAAAAAUGAUGCCAAAAUUGCCUUAACAAACCUGCAUCAAUCUGAAAUAAAUAAACACAUAAUUUCAGCGGAAUAUUUAGGAAGGCGAAAACUGGUAAAGCCGCCUAAUGAACACGUACAAGAGAAUAUGGACGAAGUUGAAAAAAACUUACCUGAUUUUGCGAAAAAGUUAUUAUCAAUGUCUUCAAUUCACGGUUUCAAUCAUCCACCACCACCCCAUUUAGUAUAUUGCUAUCCAAAAAUUAAUCGCGACAUUUUAGAUGCAAUAUCAAUUAGUUUAUUGUCUAAUUCUAAAUUUUAUGUUCAAGUUCUACAUUUAAUGAAUCGUAUGAACUUAGAGCCACCAUUCCUUGAAAGUAAAAGGUCUUUUGUCCCGCCAGGUGAGCUCAAACACGUCCAGACACAGACCGAUUUUGAACGAAUGGAAAAGUUAUUAGAAAGUGAUGAAUCUGAAAUAGAAUCUUCAGAUGACGGUGAACCUAUAUCCAAACGUUUAAGAAUCGAUAAAUCACAAUUAAGUGAUGAAAGAAUAAAACUUAGAUUGAAAAAAGUUUUGAAAUCUCAAAAUUUAAUAAAGAAAACUGCAACAACUAUUAAACACAAUGAAAAAACUAAUAUAUUUGAACCUCCUGAAAAAGACGUUUCUUCUAGAAAAAUUUCAUUAAAUGUUGCUUCCGUUAAACUUCCUAUCCAAAUGGAUACUUCAAGUGAAGAUUCAUCUAUUAAAGACACAGGAGAUAAGAGUGAUUAUUGCACUAAAGAAGCUAAGGCAGAAAUAUCUAAUGAAAAAGAAUUAACAAUUCAGGAUUUAAAAGAAAACAAAAUACCUGAAAUUCAGUUAAAAGAAAUGACUGUUUAUAAAAGUUAUCAAAUAGGUGAACAAAAUAAUAAACUUUAUAUAAAAAAUUUAAAUAAACACGUUACAAUUGAAGAUUUAAAAAGAGUUUUUAAACUUUUUGUUACUGAUAUUGAAACUGAACUAGAAAUUAAAUUGAUGCAACAAGGUCGUAUGAAAGGCCAAGCAUUUGUAUCCUUUUUAAAAGUAAAUGAAGACAAUAUGGAAAUAAUGCACGAAGUAAUUAAUUUAACUAAUGGAUUUAUAUUAAAAAAUAAACCUAUGAUUGUUUGUUUUGCUAAAAAAUGA